AUGGGCGAACGGAGCCCGAAUGGGGAGGAGAAGCGGAGAUUGGCUCAAAUGACAUCCAAUCGGGCAAUGCGCGACUGCCCCCAGCUUCGUCAGGUGUUGCGGUGGUCCACUGUUCGACGCUCGGAGAAACCUCAGCUCGCUACAGUAGGUAGCUCAACCAAGGUCCCCACGUGCGAAAAAGCGUCAACACCCCGCCGAGCGGUCACCGGGCGGCCGCAUUGCCCUCCGCCAUUUGCCUUCCGUUGUCUUUAUGCCGGUCGCCGUGACUGGACGCCUGAACAACCGGAGGUCAUGCCGCCUUGUGGAAAAGCAAAGUCAGUACAUACGCAAGAGUUUGCUGCUUCAAAACCACCCCAGUAA
Neurospora tetrasperma FGSC 2508 is the source of this 360-nucleotide messenger RNA. RefSeq lists its product as uncharacterized. The record is from RefSeq and is a predicted model, not a curated record. The coding region runs from base 1 to 360 and encodes 119 amino acids. The transcript has 2 exons. Lineage: Eukaryota; Fungi; Ascomycota; Sordariomycetes; Sordariales; Sordariaceae.